CUCCAUUCAGACCUCUCCACCACCAUUGACAAGACCAAAGAACGGCCAAACAACCUCAUAGACUAGACUGUAGACCCGCACAUGGCUGGAAGGAGCUACAAGACCAUCAGCAAGAAGCUUGGGAGCUGCUGGAUGGAGCCACACUGACUCCACUAAACACUCUCAACUGGAACCACUACUAACUCAGCAGGAGACGGCCAAAGGAUACCAUGGGAAUUAAGUUUUUGGAGGUCAUCAAGCCGUUCUGUGCGGUUCUACCAGAAAUUCAGAAACCAGAAAGAAAGAUUCAGUUUCGAGAAAAAGUACUAUGGACUGCCAUCACGCUCUUCAUCUUCCUGGUGUGCUGCCAGAUUCCUCUCUUUGGCAUCAUGUCAUCAGAUUCGGCAGAUCCCUUCUACUGGAUGAGAGUCAUUCUGGCUUCCAACAGAGGUACUCUGAUGGAGCUGGGUAUCUCACCCAUCGUCACCUCAGGCCUCAUCAUGCAGCUGCUUGCCGGUGCCAAGAUCAUUGAGGUGGGAGACACUCCCAAGGACCGCGCUCUCUUCAAUGGCGCUCAGAAGUUGUUUGGAAUGAUCAUUACCAUUGGGCAGGCAAUCGUAUAUGUCAUGACUGGCAUGUAUGGUGACCCCUCAGAGAUGGGUGCUGGAAUAUGCUUACUCAUCAUCAUUCAGCUCUUUGUUGCAGGUCUGAUUGUUUUGCUGCUUGAUGAGCUUCUCCAGAAAGGCUAUGGUCUGGGCUCUGGUAUUUCUCUUUUCAUUGCCACCAACAUCUGUGAGACCAUCGUCUGGAAGGCCUUCAGCCCAACCACUGUCAACACCGGCAGAGGUACUGAGUUUGAGGGUGCCAUCAUUGCUCUCUUUCAUCUGUUGGCCACACGCACGGACAAAGUGCGUGCCCUACGAGAAGCCUUCUACAGGCAAAACCUGCCCAACCUCAUGAACCUCAUUGCAACAGUUUUUGUGUUUGCAGUGGUCAUAUACUUCCAGGGCUUCAGGGUGGACCUCCCCAUCAAGUCUGCACGCUAUCGCGGUCAAUACAACACCUACCCUAUCAAACUGUUCUACACCUCCAACAUCCCCAUCAUCCUGCAGUCGGCCUUGGUGUCCAAUCUGUACGUCAUCUCCCAGAUGCUCUCAACACGGUUCAGCGGAAACUUCUUGGUUAACCUCCUGGGAACGUGGUCUGACACAUCUAGUGGUGGACCAGCUCGGGCCUACCCAGUGGGCGGCCUCUGCUACUACCUGUCUCCUCCAGAGUCCUUCGGUUCUGUUUUGGACGACCCUGUCCAUGCCGUCAUCUAUAUUGUCUUCAUGCUUGGCUCAUGUGCCUUCUUCUCCAAGACCUGGAUUGAAGUCUCUGGAUCCUCUGCCAAAGAUGUGGCCAAGCAGCUGAAAGAACAGCAGAUGGUGAUGAGGGGACACAGAGAGACCUCCAUGGUGCAUGAGCUUAACAGGUACAUCCCCACAGCUGCUGCCUUUGGUGGCCUUUGUAUAGGAGGACUAUCUGUCAUGGCUGACUUCCUGGGAGCCAUCGGUUCUGGUACAGGAAUCCUCUUGGCUGUAACCAUCAUCUACCAGUACUUUGAGAUCUUUGUCAAGGAGCAGAGUGAAGUGGGAAGCAUGGGAGCACUGCUCUUCUAGAACAUGCCAACUCUGCCAUACACAACAUAUACACAGAUCCUCCAUACUGCGUCACUCUUGUUUCAUAUUUUUGCACAAUCUGUUGAUUUUGCAGCUGGAAUAGAUUAUUUUACCCUCUCCUUUUUGUCUCUUCGGCUUUGCCAAGAGUUUUUUUUUUUUUUUUUUUUUCUU
Dunckerocampus dactyliophorus (ringed pipefish) is the source of this 1811-nucleotide messenger RNA. Its product is annotated as protein transport protein Sec61 subunit alpha-like 1. Gene Ontology annotation, biological process: SRP-dependent cotranslational protein targeting to membrane, translocation; post-translational protein targeting to membrane, translocation. Bases 210 to 1640 code for a protein of 476 amino acids. NCBI's taxonomy places the organism in Eukaryota, Metazoa, Chordata, Actinopteri, Syngnathiformes, Syngnathidae. The transcript is spliced from 13 exons. The record is from RefSeq and is a predicted model, not a curated record. Gene Ontology annotation, molecular function: ribosome binding; transmembrane protein transporter activity; signal sequence receptor activity. Gene Ontology annotation, cellular component: membrane; Sec61 translocon complex.